Paramormyrops kingsleyae is the source of this 3899-nucleotide messenger RNA. RefSeq names its product phospholipase C like 2 (gene plcl2). Gene Ontology annotation, molecular function: phosphatidylinositol-4,5-bisphosphate phospholipase C activity. Lineage: Eukaryota; Metazoa; Chordata; Actinopteri; Osteoglossiformes; Mormyridae. Gene Ontology annotation, biological process: release of sequestered calcium ion into cytosol; phosphatidylinositol metabolic process; phosphatidylinositol-mediated signaling. The record is from RefSeq and is a predicted model, not a curated record.
ACUGCGUGUCCAGCGGAGCAGAGCGAUGAUCUAGGAGCGAAGAAAUUAGAAGAAUGCGCGCUAGUUUAGCAAAUGAAGAUGGCAAUCUCGCAUUACUACCAACUGUAUAUGAAUUAAUAUCACCUAGCUAUUUGAACGGCCUAUGGUGGAAAUAGGCGAGACCGGGGGAAAGGCAUCACCGGCGAGUCCGAGCGCGGUGGCGGCGGUAGCCGGCGAUGAGGCGGAGAUGCGGCGCAGAGAAUUAGUCACUAACGGGGGGUGUGAGCUGCCGGACAUGGUGGCUUCCAGGUCUUCAGCGACACCUAAGUUCAAGCGCCUUGAAGCGGAUCACAACUCCUACGGCGGAAAAAAUGGGAAAGCCGGGACGCUGCUGAAAAGCAGUAUUAUUAAGGAUGGCACAAGGCAGCGCAACGAGCGGAAGAAAACCGUCUCAUUCAGCAGCAUGCCCACAGAGAAGAAGAUGAGCAGCGCCAAUGACUGCAUCAGCGCUAUGGUGGAGGGCUCGGAGCUGAGGAAGGUGCGCUCCAACUCCCGCAUUUACUGCCGCUUCUUCCUGCUCGAGGCCGACAUGCAGUCGCUGAGGUGGGAGCCGUCGAAGAAGGAGUCCGACAAAGCAAGGAUCGACAUCCGGUCCGUAAAGGAGGUGCGGACGGGAAAGAACACGGACAUUUUCAGGACGAACGGGCUGUAUGAGCAGAUUUCUGAGGACUGCGCCUUCUCGGUCAUAUAUGGCGACAGCUAUGAGUCGCUGGAUUUGGUGGCGAACUCGGCAGAUGUGGCGAAUGUUUGGGUGACUGGGCUGCGCUACUUGGUGUCUUAUGGGAAACACACGCUGAACGUGAUUGACAGCAGCCGAGACAACUUGCGCUCAUCUUGGCUCUCAGAUCUCUUUUCAGAGGCUGACAUAGAAGGAAAGAAGCAAAUAGCUUUAUGCACUGCUGUGUCGCUGAUCCAAAACUUUAAUCCUGGACUAAAAAAUGGCAAAAUAGAGCUCAGGUUCAAAGAGUUACACAAGACUCACAACAAAACAGGAGAUGAUGUCACCGUGGAUGAGUUUAUUGAAGUGUUUCAUGACAUUUGUACUAGACCAGAAAUAUACUUCCUUUUGGUACAGUUCUCCAGCAAUAAGGAGUUCCUAGACACCAAAGACCUGAUGAUGUUUCUGGAGGCGGAGCAGGGGGUGGCCCAAGUAAGUGAAGAGACCAGUUUGGAGGUGAUACAAAACUACGAAGCCUCCAGAGAUGGACAGCUGAAUGGGUGGCUUUCUCUGGAUGGCUUCACAAAUUACCUCCUGUCACCUGAGUGCCACAUAUUUGAUCCUCAGCAGAAGACGGUGUGCCAGGACAUGAACCAGCCCCUGUCUCACUACUACAUUAACUCCUCCCAUAACACCUACUUAAUAGAGGAUCAAUUCCGAGGCCCUUCUGACAUCACAGGGUACAUCCGUGCCCUAAGAAUGGGAUGUCGGAGUGUGGAGUUGGACGUCUGGGAUGGCCCAGAUAAUGAGCCAGUGGUAUUCACAGGCCACACCAUGACAUCUCAGAUUGCAUUUCACAGCAUCAUCGAUGUCAUCAAUAAGUAUGGGUUUGUUGCUUCAGAGUAUCCAUUGAUCCUUUGUUUGGAAAAUCACUGUUCAAUAGAGCAGCAGAAAGUUCUGUAUCAGUACCUGAAGAAGAUUCUGGGAGAUAAGAUUUACACUGACCUGCCCAAAUCAGAGGAUAGCUAUUUGCCCUCGCCAUAUAUGCUGAAGGGUAAAAUUUUAUUGAAGGCCAAGAAGGUACCGGCAAACUGCACAGGCCCCGAGGGUGAUGUGACAGAUGAGGACGAGGGCGCAGAAGUGUCCCGGAGGGUAAGGUGUGAUUUGGGGGAAGAACAUUGUAUCACUCCCCUUCCAACGUUUCAGCUGUCCAGGGAACUGUCAGAUUUAGUGACGUUAUGUAAAUCUGUUAGGUUCAAGGACUUCCAAACAACAUUCCAGAAUCAGAAGUUCUGGGAGAUCUGUUCCUUUAAUGAGGUCCUUGCCAACCGCUGUGCUAAUGACAGUCCUGGAGACUUUGUGAACUAUAACAAAAAGUUCCUGGCUCGAGUAUAUCCAAGCCCAAUGAGAAUUGACUCCAGCAACAUGAACCCUCAGGACUUCUGGAAGUGUGGCUGUCAAAUUGUGGCUAUGAAUUUCCAAACGCCUGGCUUGAUGAUGGACCUUAAUAAUGCUUGGUUUCGACAGAAUGGGAAUUGUGGUUAUGUUCUGCGCCCAGCCAUCAUGAGAGAAGAGGUGUCGUACUUUAGCGGUAACGCUAAAGACUCUGUCCCAGGGGUGUCUCCACAGCUACUUCAUCUUAAGAUCAUCAGCGGGCAGAAUUUGCCUAAGCCCAAGGGCUCAGGUGCCAAAGGCGACAUCGUUGAUCCAUACGUCUACGUAGAGGUCCACGGCAUUCCAGCCGAUUGUGCCGAGAAAAGAACUAAAACCGUCCACCAGAAUGGGGACAACCCAAUCUUUGAUGAGAGCUUUGAGUUUCAAAUAAAACUACCUGAGCUGGCGAUGGUGCGUUUCGUAGUGCUUGAUGACGACUACAUUGGAGACGAGUUUAUCGGCCAGUACGCUAUCGCCUUUGAGUGCCUGCAGUCGGGCUUCCGGCACGUUCCGCUGCAGUCUCUGUCAGGGGAUGUCCUUCCGCACUCUUGGCUGUUCGUCCACGUCGCCGUCACUAACCGGCGGGGCGGCGGGAAGCCACACAAGCGUGGCCUCUCUGUCCGCAAGAGCAAGCGGGGUCGUGAGUACGCUGCCAUGAGGAUACUGCUCAUCAAGGCUGUGGACGAGGUCUUCAAGACUGCCACGCAGCCUCUGAGAGAGGCUACCGACCUGCGCGAGAACCUCCAGACUGCCAUUGUGUCCUUCAAGGAGCUGUGUGGUCUGUCUGCGGUGGCCAACUUCAUGCAGUGCAUCCUUGCCCUUUCGUCCCUCUUCACGGGGGCGGAGAAAACCCCCCUCCUUCUGUUCAACCUGACGGAGCAGUACCCCACCAUGGAGCCCCAGAGACCGCUGCCUGAAGUGAUGAAGAAGGUGGUGGCCGCUUAUGAAGCUAUGAUACAGACAAGCAGGACUGUUACUGAGAAGUCAGAUGCUGUGUGUGAGAAGAUCCUACAGACGCAAACCAAAGCGAUGGAGUUUCAUGAGAAGCUGUACAGCUUGGGGGUUAAAGAAGGCCUCAAAGGAAGGAAACUGCAGAAGGCUGUGGAGAGCUUCACUUGGAACAUCACCAUCUUGAAGGGCCAGGCAGAUCUUCUCAGGCAUGCCAAAAGCGAGGUUACGGAGAACCUGAAGCAGAUCCACUGUGCUGCAUUGACCAGUAACCUGUGCGAGGGGGGUGCAGGGGGCAGAGCGGGGGGUGGGUCUGGGAUCAGGCCCCGCCGCAGCCUGGAGGGCGCCUCGCCGAGGACAGCGACUCCAGAUGAGCCAGCGGAUGAGGAGACCUGAGGGGGGGGGGGGGUGGUCUGAAGAUUCUAUUCCCCACAGUCCCAAGGCAGCCUGCAGAACCACUGCAGAGAGGCCCACUGGACGGCUGUGGUCCACCAGAAUGCUGAGUGACACUGGUCCCUGAAUGCAUUGGACUUUGAGUUGAAUGUACAAUGACAAGGAGUACGUAAGAUGGAAAGAGUAAAGUCUUUUAUGGUAUAUCACAUCCGGGGUUUAACCCGACCUUGUUUGCAGACUCCCUGUCAUCUUGACCAGGAUGAUCGGUUAGAACAGUGGGGUCAGACUCCAGUCCUGGGGGGCCGGAGCCCUGUGUAGCUUAGUUCUUUCCCUGUUCCAUCACAAAUGAUUCCGCUUAAGAGCUGUGUGGUAAUUAGCAUGAGGAGGUGAAUCAGAUCUGUUACAUGAGAGGAAACCCAAACAUGUG